Messenger RNA from Cercocebus atys (sooty mangabey), 1086 nucleotides. RefSeq lists its product as uncharacterized. The record is from RefSeq and is a predicted model, not a curated record. NCBI's taxonomy places the organism in Eukaryota, Metazoa, Chordata, Mammalia, Primates, Cercopithecidae.
AUGUCCCUCUAUGUCGUCCUUUUCACCAGCAACUGGAAAGUGUUUGCCUUGCCUCCACCCCCAGAGAGGGAAGAAGCAUGGGCUGUGGUGCUACACGGAGGGGCCUCUGGUGUCAUGCUCCUUCCUCCUCGUUACAGAAGCAGAGAAGCCUUAGAGGUGGAUGGAGGCUUCAGAAACAUAAUAGGAUCCAGGUACCCGGGUCCAGAGCCCAGUGCCAGGCUAGCCCUUGGGCCUCUGCCCUGGGCCCUGCCACCCCUCACAGUGGGCCUGAGAGUCGGGGGUGCAGAACGGGACACCUACCUCAGCAAAGGGCACGCCGGAGAGGGAGACCACGUCAAGUCACGGAGCAAAAUCACUGACACUCGGAUUUGUUUUGGAAAUAACAUUGAUCUAUUUGAUUACCAGAAAUCCUGGGGCUUAGAGAAUGGUGAAUGUAAAAAUGAGAACAUGGUGUUGGGUGUGACAAAGCACACAUAUUACAUGACUGCUCCACACUGGAUGUGCACAAAGACAGAGGAAAUCGCUCACCUCACAGGGACUAAGUUCCGCAGGAAAGAGAACCUGUGCGAGACCAAUCAGCGGUGGGGUGGAGUCCCUCUGCUAUUUUCAUAUUUUGUGUCACUUGUUCACAUGGGAAAAAUCAUGACAUUUUCCCACGUUGGGGCCCUGUGCAACCUGGCUUUGAAUUUUAAGCAGAUCCAGCUGACCUCUUCUGCCGCAUGCCAGAUCCUAGUGCACGGGCAGCGCGAGUUCCAGGCGCACAAGCCAGUGAAGGCAGCGGCGGCCUCUGAAAGGAACCGGGGCCUGAGGAAAGACGGUCGUGUUACAGCUCCCAAGAAGGCGCGCGUCGGUCAGCAACAAAAGCUUAAGAAGAACCUAGAAGUCAGGAUCUGGAAGAAGAUCGAACAUGACGUGGUAAUGAAAGCCAGCAACAGCCUGCCCAAGAAGCUGACACUGCUGAAGGCCCCGAUCAAGAAGAAAGGGGAGGCUGCUGCCACCUCCUCCAACAAGGCACCUUCCUGAAGAGGCUGGCCCCAGCGCAGGCCAACAUCGCAGCCCCCGCCUCCACGAUAGGACCUUGCAGGU